AUGAUUCAGCCUGGCUUGGAGCGAAUUAGCCUUUUGCUCAAAGAUGUCGAGUUUCCUUGGAAAGCCAUCCACGUCGCUGGCACCAAUGGCAAAGGAUCAAUCUGCCACUACGCAGCAAGCAUCCUGAAGCGAAGGACUAUCCGCGUAGGUACCUUCAAUUCACCGCAUCUUGUAGACAGGUGGGACUGCAUAAAGAUCAAUGGCGAGCCAGUCUCAAAAACUAGCUUCACCACCAUUGAGAAACAGUUUCUCACACGCAACCUGACCGAGGAAAUAAAUGCUUCUCCCUUUGAGAUCCUCACAGCCACGGCAUUAGCCUGCUUCAACAAGGCAAAGGUUCAAGUUGGCAUUGUCGAAGUAGGCAUGGGCGGCAGGUUGGACGCGACCAAUAUCAUCAACAACCAAUGUAUCUCUGUCAUCUCCAAGAUUGCAAGAGACCACGAAGCCUUCCUCGGAUCCACUCUAGAGGAAAUCGCCAAACACAAAGCUGGCAUCCUCAGGCCGAACGUCCCGUACACUGUCAACCCUGAAAACGAAUUCCAUGUCCAACAUGUCAUUGACGAGUAUGCCAAAGAAAUUGGCGCAGGACCGCGUCUAUUCCCCGACUCGCCAGCGUUGCGCAAGGGGCUCUAUAUGACAAAGGAUUGGAGAGCCUUUGCUCAACCCAAGGCUACAUGGCAGCGUGACAAUGCCGCCCUCGCAAUUGUUGCCGUCAAACGAGCCAUGAAGGGCUUGGGCACAAUCGAAGACGACAUGAUCGCAAACGAACUUACCAAAAUCCGCACUCAAAGAGUAACAGGGCGUCUAGAGUCGACCAAAAUUGUGCCCGUCUUCGGAAGCGCGGGACUUCCAGGACGACAGAUCCUCGUCGACGGCGCGCACAACAUCGAUGCAGCCCACGUGCUAAACGACUGGGUCACUAAAACAGAAAGAAAACCAAAGGACUGGCACAAGGAAUCGUCCAAGUUGCAUGGAAGGCCAGUAACAUGGGUGCUCGCCAUGACUGCCGGCAGAGACGCAGAAGCCUUUCUCAAAAUCCUGCUCCGCCCUGGCGACAAAGUCGUAACCACAUCCUUCGGCCCCGUAGACGGCAUGCCCUGGGUCCAACCCAUCGAUCCCGACGUACUCCUCAAAAUCGUAGAAUCCAUCCACCCAACCAUCACCGCUCUUGCCAUGCCACCGGGCGCCAGCCCCCUCCGCGCACUCUGCGCAGCGAAAUACUUGACAAACUCGUACUUUGACGCCCCCAUCGUCCUGACCGGCAGCUUGUAUCUAAUCGGCGACCUGCACCGGGCUAUGCGCCACCCCAACGGCAAAGACGGAACUUUCAACAGCAACUUAUUCUGGACGCAAUCGAUCUUCCAAAGCGAGCGGGCCAUGAUGCUAGAAAUGCAGAACGAAGAACGCGAGCGCGUGAAGCGCCUCAUGACCCUGCGAGACACCAAUAUCCCGAUCUCAGAGGACGAGAUGCCGACGCAGAAGCGGGAGAACAUGGUCGCCGCCGUCGAGCAGCUCGAGAGGGAGAUCGAUCUUAUCCAGAUUGAGCAACAGCAGGUGGCGGAUAGGACGCUCAAGGCUCCAACGCAGAGUGCGGAUGUCUCGUGGAGGUUCACCGAGACCAAGUCUGCGCCGAAGAUCCCCACGAGCCCGAGGAAGACGAUUGAGGAGAGGCAGAACGCGCUGGCUUCGAGUGAGGUCCCGUUGAGGUUCCAGAAAGUCGCGCCUGGGCUGAAUAGGUUCAAGCUGGGUGAAGACAGGCAGAACAGGAUGCCUCAGAGAAAGGCAAGCUCCGUGUGGACCAUGGAUAGACCGGAAUCGGGUGAGAAGAGGGAGAGCACGCUGCCUCCGAGCGAGCACAUGCUUAAUCCAAAUGUUCGCCGGCCUGACUUCCUGCGCCCGGGAAAUCAGGAUGAUGAGGUCAAGAACGACUAA
Parastagonospora nodorum SN15 is the source of this 1932-nucleotide messenger RNA. RefSeq lists its product as hypothetical. Gene Ontology annotation, biological process: folic acid-containing compound biosynthetic process. Gene Ontology annotation, molecular function: dihydrofolate synthase activity; tetrahydrofolylpolyglutamate synthase activity; ATP binding. The record is from RefSeq and is a predicted model, not a curated record. Gene Ontology annotation, cellular component: cytoplasm; mitochondrion; cytosol. Lineage: Eukaryota; Fungi; Ascomycota; Dothideomycetes; Pleosporales; Phaeosphaeriaceae. The coding region runs from base 1 to 1932 and encodes 643 amino acids. The transcript is spliced from 2 exons.